AUGAUUGAUGUUCCGAAGACGCGGAAGAGUCGGCUAACUCACUGCUCGAUAGUGAUUUUCUGCAUCCUUGAGCUUUUCACGUGUGUUGGUGGAGUUUUUGGUAACCAUCCUCCCAGAUUCCUGAUAGAUGGACACUCAGAAAUUGUGCUCAGACUGAAGGAGGGCCCAGACACUCCUGUUGGAUCGCUGAUAUACCGACUGAAGGGAGUCGAUCCGGAUGGGGAUCCGCUCACGUUUGGCAUCAAGGACACAAUCCCAGGAAGUGAGGUUCUGAGAGUUGAGAAUGUCGGAAUGAAUCAGGCUAACUUGUUCUUAGCCCAGGAACUAGAUAGAGAAACCAAAGAUGAGUAUUCGAUAGUGUUAACACUGACAGACAAUCGCCUUGGGGAUGGAAAUUUCGUUACCCAAAGUCUUCUUCUGCUGGUCGAGGACGUCAACGACAAUGAGCCCAUAUUUAAGCCUUUCCAGGCCGCACUAGAAGUCCCCGAAGGCAGUCGUCCGGGAGUAAUCACAACGGUGGAAGCAACCGAUCGAGACGAAGGUGCCUUCGGACAAGUUAUCUACUACCUCCAAGAGCUCGAUGGUGACAAUGAUGUGUUUUCCAUAACCACUACACAGGGCAAGGGUGUAAUUCGCUUAAUGAGAGAGCUCGACUAUGAACGCAAGAGUCUCUAUCAGUUGCGCAUCCUGGCCGUGGAUCGAGCGAAUCAGGGCGCAGUAAAUACGGGAAGUGCAGCAUUGCUGGUAAAAGUCAAAGACAUGGAGGACCAGCCACCGGAAUUUGUCGCCGUGACGCCCGUGAUUCGGGUGUCUGAAGACAUUCCGCUGGGUUCAAAAGUUGCUCACGUUAAGGCAAUAGACGGUGAUCGGGGAGUCAACAAUGAAAUUCGGUACUCCAUGAGGAAUGGCUUUGGAUUGUUUGGCAUCCACGAAAAAUCAGGCGUUAUUGUAACAGUUAAGACACUCGACAGAGAGAAUCCCGACAAUCAGAUAAAUGGGGCAUACAUUGUGGAGGUUGUUGCCACGGAGAAGUCCAAGAUCGUCAACCCACCACCAUCCGUUAGGACGGAAAUCACCAUCAUUCUAACGGAUGUGAAUGACGAGACACCGAGAUUCAGGGACAAAUCGUAUGAGUGCGAAGUGAACGAGAAUGCUCAGGAGAACACACCACUCACAUUCAUCGGACACUCGGCCAUCAAUGAAAUCUUCGAUCACGACCAAGGCCUCAAUGGCACUUUCGAUUUGGCCCUGGUUCCACCCAAUGAAAUCUUCGAAGUCACACCCAGUCGAGCGAUCAAUGAAGCCACAUUCCUGAUUCGAGUUAAGGACUCAACGUUCCUAGACUUUGAAAAAGUCACUCAACUCAACUUUACUCUCGUGGCACGGGAAGUGGCUGAUAAGAGCAGGUGGACGUCGGUGCCAAUUAAGAUUCACAUUCGCGAUCAGAACGACAAUUUCCCGGAAUUUGCCAACAGGAUAUACGAAGUGUCAAUUCCGGAGAACAGCGGAGUGGGCACAACUGUGGGACAAGUCGAUGCCUUUGACCUGGAUUCGGGUAAUUAUGGCACUCGAGGCAUAAGAUACACAAACAUGGGCGGAGGAAUAGCUCAUCUUCUUCAUCUGAACGCAAUAUCAGGAGUGAUCACUGUUAAAUCUCCCGGAGGACACUCCUUCGAUCGGGAAUUGGUAUCGCGCCAUUACUUAACAGUUGAGGCAAGGGACAACUUAGGUCAGGGAAACAGAAACACUGUCCAAUUGAUAGUCAACAUUGAAGAUGUCAAUGACAAUUCCCCGGUCUUUGUCCAAAGCAAAUAUGAGGUCAGACUAAUGGAAAACAAGGUGACAUUCGAAACACCCUUAAUUGUCGAAGCCAAGGACAAUGAUCUCAAUGGAACGAAAAACAGUGACAUCACAUACGAACUGGUGGACGGAGAGUUCAAAGACAACUUCACAAUUGACUCGAAGACUGGCCUAAUUGAACCCACAGGCUCAAUGGAUUUUGAAUUAAUCGCCGGCGGAAGUUCCAAUGUGCGACCGAUUUAUCUCACUGUCAGUGCCAAAGAUGCGGGGAUUCCUAGUCUCUCAGCUCGAGUUCCAGUCGUUGUAUAUUUACACGAUGUCAAUGAUCACGCUCCUCAAUUCCAGCACUCCUACUACCGUCGAGCUAUCCACGAAGAUCUCCCAAGUGGAUCUUCAAUUCUGGAAGUGAAGGCGUCCGACAAGGAUGGAUCGGCACCAAACAAUCUAGUGGUUUAUCGUAUCCAGAAGGGAGCGAGUGACAAAUUUGUCAUUGGAAGUGACACAGGAAUCAUAUCAAUAGCGCCUGGUGCAUCACUGGAUCCGGAUCUCACGAAUCCCAAGGUGGAUCAGUACUCACUCGUCGUGGUGGCAUUGGACAGUGGAAUUGGUGAUCAGCAAAUGAUGACUUCGACGGUUGUCAACAUCACCAUAAUCGAUGUGAACAACAAACCACCGCAUUUUGCAGAUCCUGGAACAGUGUCUGUCAAGGAAAACACUCCUGUUGGAACGUAUGUCUAUCGCUUGAUGGCCACUGAUACAGACGCUAAACCCAUACUGAGAUACAGUGUGGAUUCCUCAACAUCUGAGGCACGAUCUGAUGAAGGUGCAAUUGUAAAACUAUCCGAAUAUGACUAUUUGAGUGCCUUCGAGAUUAAUGCAGUUGAUGGACUAGUUCGGGUAGUCAAACUAAUUGACAGAGAAAAAGUAGAACAGAUCAAACUCGGUUUCACAGUCGAGGACAUUGCAGCGGCGAAAGGGCGGCAAAUUGUACCAGGAACCUUAUCAAUACAGAUUGAGGAUGAGAAUGAUAACAGUCCAAAGUUCAGGAAGCCAUUCUACAAACGAUCCAUCACAGAAAACAGUCCAAAUGGUGUGACGAUAGUCAAUAUUGUGGCUUAUGAUGUGGAUAAGAAUCGCACAAUAACGUAUUCCUUGGAAGGUCCAUCAGAUAUCACAGAUCUUGUGCAUCUCGAUUCGGAGUCAGGAGAAAUUGUGGUGGCCAAUAAGAUUGAUCAUGAGAUUCACAAGUGGCUCAAUUUCACUGUCAAGGCAACGGAUUCAGGCAUUCCCAGUCGGUCGUCACUCGUUGAUGUGUUUCUCGAUGUUAUUGAUGAGAAUGACAACAGACCAUACUUUUUGGGCGACAUGAGAAAUUUAUCAGUGUCUGAAAACUCUCCUGUUGGCACCAAAAUUACCACAGUGAGAGCUGAAGAUGCAGAUUCAGGUGACUUUGGCAAGAUCACCUAUUUAAUGGACAGAAUCAGUUCCCAAGGAAAGUUCACCAUCGAUGCCGAUACAGGAGUGAUCACGGUGGCAGAUAAACUUGAUCGUGAAGUUAAGGAUGAUUACAUGAUUGUCAUUGAAGCUUGGGAUAAUUAUCAGUUUGGCUACUUGAGCGGCGAGAGUCGAAACACAUUCAAGCAACUCUUCAUCAAAAUUCUGGAUGAAAACGAUUCUCCACCUAUUCUUCAUCUUCCUGUCGGUUGUGUUCAGAUAACUGAGUAUCACGACCUGCGGGAAUUCAUUGCAAAAUUCAAAGCCACGGAUGCUGAUGAUCCUAAAACACCAAACGGAGUCGUUGAAUUUGAACUGCUAACCAACGAGAGCGCUGAUCUCUUCAAGAUUGUGAAAAUCGACUCUUGGUCUGCCGCGAUCUUCGCCAAACACUCUCUUCAGGGCUUCUAUGGGAAUUACACUCUCACCAUCACCGCCAGAGAUCUCGGAACUCCAGCCAAUGUAGUGUCACAGAAGAUGGAAGUGUGCGUCUCGGACUUCAACGAUCACGCUCCGAUCUUCGUGUCGCCAGCCAAUAACAUCACAAUCAGGAUUCCUGAAAAUGCCACUGUGGGAAGUCCUGUGAUUCAGGUGAUAGCGAGAGAUGACGAUGUUGGACCGAAUGCUGCGGUGUUGUAUCGCUUGAAGCCCGAUCCGAUCGGCAGUUAUCGGAUGUUUGAGAUCGACUCGAAAACAGGAAUGAUCUCACUCAAGCAUCAACUCGACAGGGAGAGACAGAGGAUUCAUGAGAUCCGCGUGGAAGCGUACGACCAAGGAAUUCCAACUCCUCUGAGUUCAGAUCUUGAUCUCACAGUUUACGUGCGAAAUGUCAAUGACUAUGAACCACAAUUCCUGGUGGAGGAGAUCAUGGUGAAUUUCACAGAACAUUCUCAUCCAGGAAUGGAGAAGAGGAAACUUCCGGACACUGUUGAUCGCGAUGAAGUGGAUGAACUCGAUGAUCCGCCAAGUGUUGUUUGCUACUACAUCGUCUAUGGGAAUGAAGACAGUCUUUUCCAACUGGAUCCCGAAUCUCACAUUCUCACGUUGUCUCGUGAAUUGGACAGAGAAGUGAAGGCAAAUCACACGCUGAUAGUGAAGGCAACGGAGGAUUGUGUCAACGUUCCAAAAGCUCUCAAUGCAGACAGUCCAGUGCCGGCGCCAAUUAAGCGACAACUUCCUGACAUGAAUCGCACGCAAGCCAGAACAAAGACGUACAGCAGUAAGUAUAUUGAUUACUUUGAUCGAUACAAGCAUUCCAGGAAUCUUCGGAGUAUCGAGGAGGAUGCUGAGGAUCUCCGGGAUCCAAUCUAUGAGAGUUUGGAGAGUGGAGCUUUGCUGUCUGAAGACAGCACAUUAGUGCGGAUUACAGUAUUUGUCAAUGAUAUCAACGAUAAUGCGCCCAAAUUCACCAGCAAAGUGUUUACUGGUGGAGUGACGACGGCUGCAGACUUUGGGAUGAAGUUCAUGCAAGUGAAGGCUCUGGAUAAGGACGAUGGCGAGAAUGCAAAGAUAGCGUAUUAUCAAAUUGGCAACAUCCAGAAGACACUCACCGAAGGCUUAGACAGUCUGCAAAAGCCACCCUUCCUCGUCGACGUGAAUACGGGAGAGAUUCAGCUUAACUUCGAUCCACUGAAGGGCAUGAAGGGAUACUUUGAUUUCAUGGUGGUGGCAAAUGACACGGAUGGUCUUCAGGACAUCGCCCACGUCUUCAUCUAUCUCUUGCGAUCCGAUCAACGCGUGAAGAUUGUUCUGCGACAGCAACCGCCUGAAGUGCGCGAUAAAGUCGAUGACUUCCGCCGGAUCCUGGGCAAUGUCACCAAUGCCAUAGUGAAUGUGGAUGAUUUUCGCAUACAUGAGAACAAGGAUGGGUCAGUGGAUAAGACGAAAACCGAUGUGUACUUGCAUCUGGUUGAUCCGAUGGACAAUUCCAUUCUCGAAGUGGGAGAUGUUCUCCGGUUGAUCGAUCAGAACAUUGAGAAGCUGGAUGAUCUCUUCAAGGAGUUCAAUGUCUUGGACACUCAACCCGCCGAGGCAUUGCUACUAACCAGCGAAAUGACCGGCAGAUCGUUCCUCAUUUGGCUGGUCUUCUCAAACCUAAUUGUUGGUGCUCUUCUGAUCAUACUUCUCGGGAUUUGCAUGUCCCAGAGAUCCAACUACAAGAGGCAACUCCGUGCAGCGAGAGUUAAUACUUUUGGACCGACAGUGCCCGAUCUCGCUGGCCGCGGAGUGGCUUCGAGGGUUCCAAACACCAACAAACACAGCAUGGAGGGCAGCAAUCCCAUCUGGCUGAAGGCCUACGAGAACGAGUGGUUCAAGAACGACGAUAACUUUAGCCAGGGCUCCGGCAAUGACUCAAUCGAUGAAAAUAUUAUAGUCAACGAUCAAUACAACGCGAAACAGAACAAGAAUAUUAAUACUCAGAACGACAUAAAUCGCCAAUUCAAUGUGUAUCAGCAAAUUGAUAAGCUAACAAACGCUCACAUUUUGGCCAAGAAAUUGGAAACAACCGAACUGUAGAUCGGCGGGGGAAUGCAUUUAACUUAUGAAUUAAUUUAUGUAGAAUGAAAUGCCUUUUGUAUCACUUUUUGAUGAGUAAAUUAGUCC
Molecule: messenger RNA, 5898 nt
Organism: Phlebotomus argentipes
Lineage: Eukaryota; Metazoa; Arthropoda; Insecta; Diptera; Psychodidae
Product: cadherin-23
Exons: 5
Coding region: 1-5811 (1936 amino acids)
Biological process (GO): homophilic cell-cell adhesion
Cellular component (GO): plasma membrane; cell-cell junction
Molecular function (GO): calcium ion binding
Source: RefSeq, a predicted model, not a curated record